Messenger RNA from Labeo rohita (rohu), 4646 nucleotides. It is a transcript of the gene wnt9a, whose product is annotated as wingless-type MMTV integration site family, member 9A. Gene Ontology annotation, molecular function: frizzled binding; cytokine activity. Gene Ontology annotation, biological process: canonical Wnt signaling pathway; multicellular organism development; neuron differentiation. Gene Ontology annotation, cellular component: extracellular region. The record is from RefSeq and is a predicted model, not a curated record. Lineage: Eukaryota; Metazoa; Chordata; Actinopteri; Cypriniformes; Cyprinidae.
AUGGGAGGGGCGCAGAAAUCCUCGGUGUAUAAGAAGUGCAGUUCUCACAAGCAGGGAUUUUACACAGCAACUCAGGACGAACGAAAUGAGCUGCCCCAGAGCCGCUACAAAAUGCUGGAUGGACACCUUCUCCUGGGAUGGUUAUCAUUUACCAUUAUAGUGCAUCUGAUCAGCUUGCCUGGACCGAGCACAGCUUACUUCGGGCUUACAGGUAAUGAACCCCUGUCCAUUUUGCCACUGAGCUCACAGCCAGACGAAAGGGCGGGCAAGGCACACUACAAGCUGUGUGAUCGACUCAAACUGGAGAAGAAGCAGCGCAGAAUGUGCAGACGGGACCCUGGCGUGGCCGAGACUCUAAUGGAGGCCAUCAGCAUGAGUGCCUUAGAGUGCCAGUAUCAGUUUCGCUUUGAGAGAUGGAACUGCACCUUGGAGGGCCGCUACAGGGCUAACAUUUUAAAGAGAGGCUUCAAGGAGACGGCAUUCCUCUAUGCCAUCUCUUCAGCAGGCCUGACCCACGCCAUGGCCAAAGCCUGCAGCGCUGGCCGCAUGGAGCGCUGCACCUGUGAUGAGGCUCCGGACCUGGAGAACCGCAAGGCUUGGCAGUGGGGAGGCUGUGGAGACAACCUCAAGUACAGCAACAAAUUUGUCAAAGACUUCCUGGGCAAGAGGUCCAACAAGGACCUCCGCGCCCGGAUAGAUAUGCACAACAGCAAUGUAGGAAUGAAGGUGAUCAAGGCAGGGGUGGAGACCACCUGUAAGUGUCACGGAGUUUCAGGCUCGUGUACCGUGCAAACAUGCUGGAGGCAGCUGGCACCCUUCCACGAAAUCGGCAAGCAGCUCAAACAGCGCUACGAGACUUCGAUCAAAAUGGCCAGCUCCAACAACGAGGCGACCGGGGAGGGGGAAAUCUCGCAGACCCGAUCCCAAGGGCAGCAGCCCUCUCCAGGCCCCCGGCAGGACAUCAUUCCCCGCACGUCUGAUCUCGUUCACAUCGAGGACUCGCCGAGUUUUUGCAGGCCGAGCAAGUAUUCGGCAGGCACCAUGGCCCGCAAAUGCUACAAGGACAAGAACUGCGAGGCCAUCUGCUGCGGCAGGGGCCACAACACUCAGAGCCGGGUGGUGACGAGACCGUGUCAGUGCCAGGUGCGCUGGUGCUGCUAUGUCGAAUGCAAACAGUGCACACAAAGAGAAGAGGUUUACACCUGUAAGGAGUAAAACCCGCCACGACCGUGCAGAACAUCUCUCACCAGUCUGAGAACAGUGAAUAAGUAGCGGAAGGCAAGAAGAGAGGAGAAGUGACAAGUCGUCCUGGUUUGGGGAAAGGUCUCAAAGACAUCAAGCUAGUUGAAAGCACUUUUUUGAAAGGUUUUGCAGGGCAUUUUUUUCCACGUGGAGCAGUGUGAAAGCUGUAUAAUAUACCAAGCCUAAGGGAAUGGUCUACAGCUUUGAAAGACACCUUGGAACUAGAUGAAACAUUUCGCGGAGUAAUUCGUCUGCCAAGAUAUCAAUCAGCAGUGAAGUCCAGUCUUGGACAGACAAUUGUUUGUCCAAUGAUUUGACAGUCUCUGAAUAAUAGCUUCAAGCCGUAUGCGUAAGACUGUGCGUUUGUGACUUAAUUCCAACUUGGAGACGGAAUUUGCAAUGGCGUCAGAUUUAUUCUACAUGCACAUGUAUCCUACACCCACACAAGAGUGUGUAUGCAUAUGUACAUAGAUAAAUUGCAUUAUAAUUCUAUUAUAUACACCACUUAUCUGAGUAUGCUAAAUAACCACUAACCACACAAAUGGUUUAUUGUUUGUGUGCUUGCAUUCACUUUGUGUUGUAAUUCUCUUCGACAAGGCCCUUAGGAAAGCAAUACUUUUGAUUUGUGUUUUUUCUGUGGAUAUAAUUUAUGGAACAUCUCAAGGAACAGUCCUUGCAUGGAAGGAAAUGUGCUUUUCCUUCCUUUUUGUUUUUUAUUUUAUUAUGUUCUUUUUGCUUGACAGUGGAAAUCUUUGCCAGUCUAUUUAAGAUUUAACUCGGCCUUAAACAAACUCUACAAACGACUGUUCAGGGAACAAGUGAAACCACUACGCGCCAUUGGAUGGUAAAGAAAUCUCAGAGAUAUCACAAGGAGCGUUAGUCUCCAUGAUUUAGGCUUCCACUUGAUGACAGAUCUGUCCAUCCAGCUGCUGAUUCAUUGCUGUAAUCGCUGCAGCAGUGCUUUUCAGGACAAUGCUGGUUAAAUAUGAAAUAUGCCAUGCUUCGUGGCCGCUUUACGUUUUGUUGGCUGAAGAGCGCAAAUAAGAGUUGAGAAUAAACAUGCGAGACGCAAAUUUGUAUUGGAGCAAAAAACAUUUCCCCUUUUUGCAUUGUAUUUCUAGGGGAGAAAUAAUUAACCUCAGAGCUAAUCUAAUACAUUUUCCAGCAGAUAUUGAUAUUGGAAAACUAUGGUGAAUUUUUUUUACAUUCAAGUGUGGAUGAUGUACUGCUAGACUGUGGUUCUCUCUUGUCACAUUGUUAACUUUUUUGCCCGUGCAUGUUAAUCAACAAUGACCGUUUCAGUGAAUCUAUUCACAUUUGUGGAGAGGCUGGACAUGGCAUAUUUUUAAGACUAUGUGGACGUGGAAGUCCAUAAAUCUGUAUUGUAAAAUGUAAACACUGCAAAUUCCAUAUUUUUGAAAUUUAUUUAACAUAACAUCUGGCACGGAGAAUUGCCGCUGUGUGACCAAAUGACAGGAUCUAAGUUUCUGAUCAGACUUUUAACCAUUUUAACGCUCUGUCAGUUUAGUGGCAGCACAAACUUUGACCAUGUAUGACUUUGUAUUCAGAUCGCCAAACUCUGUUGAGAUCCACAUCGUGUAAAUACAACAUACAGAAAUUAAGAUAUGACAAAAUAUAUAUGAAUGGAUUAUAUAUGCUCUUUUAUUUUUUUAGUUUAGUGUGAAUGAACUACUGAGUGAGAGACAGACAACAAGAAAAAUGGCACCAUUCACGCACUGAAGCUUGGAAGCUCUUUUAUUUAUUUAUGUUUUUUUUUUUUUUUUUUUUUUUUUGAAAGUUGUAAAUAGCUAAGGUUAUGUUCCUGUGGCAUACAGACAAAAGUGAGGCACAUGCAUAUGGAUGUUGGACAGAACUUUCCAGAAUAAAGAUGUUUAGAUCUGUCUGACUAAGUAGAGGUACGUUGUUGUUUAAAAUUGAGUCAAAUUCUCAACUCAAACAGAUCACACAACUCAACUUUUUAUGAAGUGCUAAGUUCAGUGCUUUGUAAAUAAAUGUUACAAUUUUUAAAUAAUUAUCCUUAAUAGAUCUCUGUGAAAGUAUGCAUCAUCUGGAAAGCACUGUAUUUUAUCUUUUAUGUGUCAGAUCUUUGAAUAAGCAAAUUUAAAUGUAAAAUUUUAAAAUUGAAAUUUUUGAUCAAAUGUUGCAAAAACUUCUGGUGGAUGAUUCAAUAAGGAAAGUUGGUGUUAAAUUGAAUAUGGGCAAAUGCUCAGCUAAAAACGACAUCUUUAUAAGUAGACAGCACUACAAAAAAAAAGAUAAUUUUAUUAAUUAUUAUCCUUAAAACAAAACACAUUUACUUCUGCAAAUUUGCAACAGAUAUUAAGACUUUUUGCCUCUCAAGUAAGGAUGUUCAUAUAUCUGCCAUGGAAAACAACACAAAAAUGCUGAUAUUAUAAUUAAAUCAAUUAUUUUCAUAGAAGAUUUUGAUGCAAAUACAAAAACCAAGGGGUGCAGGAAAUGUUUCUGUCAGAGAAGGGAUUCAAAUUUUCUUUCAUUUAAAGUAACAAGCUGAAUUCCAAAUAGUUAUUUGAUGGGGAAAUGCCAAUUAAAGAAUGCAUGGAAACACAAACAUAGACUUUAGCAUGCUAAAUGGAUACCAUAAUGGCUAUGCCGAGCGUUUCACCAGUCAUGGUGUCUGCCCACAGCAGAAGUGAACAGAAAACGGCAUAUGACAUGCAUAUAAGACACAAUUCUCUUCUAAUUCACUAUAUAUGCUGAAAAAUAGUGUAGAGAUCACAUAUAGUUGCAUUUUUGGCAUGCUGCAUGUUCUCAGUAAUCAGUACUAUUUUUUUCAUUGACAGAAGGCAUUGUGAAAGCAUAUGUUAUAAGUUUUUGUUGUUGUCUUGGUUUCUUAUUCUCUAUUUUCAAAUGCAACCUGUACAAAAAAAUGGACACAGAGACAAAAUAUAACUUAUUUUGAAACGUUUUAUGAGCAUGUGUUAAUUGUACAUUUUGUAAAGUUCAAGAUGAUUUUCUAUAUAUUUUCUCUGUCUUGCAUUUGGCCUGUAAUUGGGUAUGUGCUUUCUGGGGUUGAGGUAUACAUUUUGAUAAUUGCUCCCAAUGGUUAAAAGAAAACAUUUCCCCCCAAAGAUAAAAAACAAACAAACAAACAAAGCAAACCCUCUAAAAUUCAGUUCCGCUCCUAUGUCUGAAAUGCAGCUUUGUCCUUAUUUUAUUAUAAGGAAUGUAUACCAAAGAUUACCAAUAUUUAGUAUGCAACCAACACAAAACUACAACACCUGCAGUAAGGCUAUAUAUGUCCCAGUUAGCUGUAGCAAUCUCAUCAUUUGUAGCAUAAAGGCUGUACAAUUUUAUACUAUUUUAUAUUACCAUGUUGAUUUUAUGAAAUAAACCUAAUUAGCAAGUCAGUUGAUUGUUUUAGA